AUGAUCCACAGAGACUUUCAACUUCUCGAAAAGGUCAAUCAAAAUGAAUUAUGGCCAUAUAUUAGCACUAGUUCAAAAUGCCUGGCCAAGAUAGAAGGAAAAAAAAAACUAUGGAGAAAAAGAAAUAACUUCAACAAAGGUUACACACCUUGGAACAAUAAGGUACAGUUUGAAUUGGGUGUUGAAGCAGAUUCUUCAAAUGCUGCAAACAUCAAAGUCAGUAGACCUAAAAUAGAAAUUUAUGAAGCUGCACUGACACAGCAUAAUGGUGCAGCAAAUACAUUGCCAACAAGACUGCGGCCCCGUCGUUCGUCUCAUAAGGAGAAAACUGAAGAACAGGAGGACUGUUCUGAAAACAUUAUUGUAAAUUUUUCUAAAUUAAAGGAUUUUAUAAAAAAGUGCUUAAAACACAGGUGCAGGAACACGUCAAAAGUAGAUGUGGCUAUUGCAAAGCGCAUGGGAUUAUGUAUUUCUCUUCAAGCCAAUUGUGAAAAAUGUAAUUUUGACACCAGAGCCUGUAAAGUGUAUACUGAAUGUGAGAAAAAAAGCAGAGGACCAGCUGCUGGUUACCUCCAUGAGGCAAUGACUCUUGCCAUACUAAAAACCAAAAUGGGAGGGACAGACUUACAAAUGGCUCUAGCUUGUCUCAACAUCAAGGUACCUAGUUUACAAUUAAUAUCAACAAAUGUCAAAAAACAAUGUGACAAAAUGAUAGAACUGAAUGAGGCGGCAAUGGUAAAAAAUCAGCAAUUUGUUCAAGAAUUUAAUCAAUGCAUAGGAAAAGAUAAUGAGGUGGAUGUGGAGACCGACACGGCCUAUAAUAACAGAAAUCAAGUCGGAUAUGAGGCCGGCACACAGUCCUUUUGUCCACUAAUUGAAAAAAAUACUGGACUUAAUUUACUAAUGACCAUGUCAACUGCUAACAAACUUUGCAACAGGAAAAAUGAGUGUUGUCAUACUGAAUGUAAGAAAACUUAUAGUUCUGAAGAAACCAUUUCUUCAAGUGAAGGCAAACUUGCUGAAAAAAAUUUACAAAAAAUGAAUGAUCUUAAAAUUUUAAAAGUGAAAUCUGUGACCAGUGAUGCAAGCGCUCAAUUGAGUAAAGUUGUGAGAGAAUUUGGUAAAAAGUCCGGCAACUCCAUCCGGUACUAUCAAUGUUUUAGUUCAAAAUGCCUGGCCAAGAUAGAAGGAAAAAAAAAACUAUGGAGAAAAAGAAAUAACUUCAACAAAGGUUACACACCUUGGAACAAUAAGGUACAGUUUGAAUUGGGUGUUGAAGCAGAUUCUUCAAAUGCUGCAAACAUCAAAGUCAGUAGACCUAAAAUAGAAAUUUAUGAAGCUGCACUGACACAGCAUAAUGGUGCAGCAAAUACAUUGCCAACAAGACUGCGGCCCCGUCGUUCGUCUCAUAAGGAGAAAACUGAAGAACAGGAGGACUGUUCUGAAAACAUUAUUGUAAAUUUUUCUAAAUUAAAGGAUUUUAUAAAAAAGUGCUUAAAACACAGGUGCAGGAACACGUCAAAAGUAGAUGUGGCUAUUGCAAAGCGCAUGGGAUUAUGUAUUUCUCUUCAAGCCAAUUGUGAAAAAUGUAAUUUUGACACCAGAGCCUGUAAAGUGUAUACUGAAUGUGAGAAAAAAAAGCAGAGGACCAGCUGCUGGUUACCUCCAUGA
This is a messenger RNA of Mytilus trossulus (common blue mussel), 1671 nucleotides long. RefSeq lists its product as uncharacterized. Lineage: Eukaryota; Metazoa; Mollusca; Bivalvia; Mytilida; Mytilidae. The record is from RefSeq and is a predicted model, not a curated record. Bases 1 to 1671 code for a protein of 556 amino acids. The transcript has 3 exons.